GGAGGGAGCGCCGGUGCUGACGGGGACAUCGGAACCGGGGGGAGCGCUCAGGAGGAGAGUGCCGGAGGCGACUCCGGGACCGGAGGGAGCGCCGGAGUUGAGGCACAAGCUGGGGCCGCGGGAGGCAGCGACGCGGGGGGAGCGGGCAUCCAGACGGACGUGCAAGGCGAGGCCGCCGGAGGGAGCGACGGACAGGACAUGGCUGGUGGUGGGCAAGGAGGAGGGUCAGCCGAGGAAGCGGGCGACGAAGGCGAAGAAGGGGAGGGUGAGAAGGCCGGCACUGGGAAGCGGUCAGUGGACAGCAUGCUUGCCGACGCGAAAAACAAGGCGAAGGGAAUGCUGGAUGGUCUCAAGGGCAAGAUGAAGGAGCAGAUGGAUAAGUUCAAGGCAACGAUGUCGAAUUGGUCGGACAAAAUGAAGAACUCCUUCUCAAGCCUGAAGCAGAGUAUCAAGGACAAGAUCAAUGGGGGUAACGUGACGGCUCUGACGGACGCGGAGAUUGAUGAGCUGUCUCUGGACAACAUGCGUACGCUAGCGGCGGGGAGUCGGCUGGAGGUGAUGACUCCUUCGCAAAAGGCCAAGUUCUUUGCACGCUUCAAGGCGGGGAAAGACUCGCGAAGCAUGCAGAAAGUGUUGGACAGAAUGGAAUUCGACACAAGAAGCCAGUUGCUAGACAAGUUCAGCGAGGUCAACGCCGAGCUGGGCAACGACGAGGCGGCAAAGAAAAUGCUGGCGAUGUCAGUGAUGGAUAGGCUUGGCGACUCACGAAAUUGGUCACUCGCGGAGGUCAACAAGAUGAAGACGGUCAAGGUCUUUUCGCGCAUCCCACCUGCCAAGCUAAUGAGAAUCAACAACACCGCAAUCCUCAACACGAUAUCAAAGCCCUCCAAAUCCCAGCUUUAUGCCAUGCAGCCCGGAAUGCGGAAGAAUUGGGCGGCUCUGAUCGCGCACAUCGAGAACGCAUCACUGCCGAGCAAGGACUGGACAUCCAGCAAGAUCCAGUCGCUGCAGCACGUGCUGGGCAGCAUGCCUUUGGACAUGCUGAAGAUGCUGCGGGACGCCCCGCUGGCGCAGGCGUUCAGCUCUGCCCCUGCCUCGGAUACGGAGACGGCUGCAGAGGCUGAGGGCUCGGACUCAACCGAAGAGAUGUAUGACCCUGCCCAAGCCAAAGUGCUCCUGGAUAAGCUCGUUAGCGAGUUCAAAAGGACAACGACCACGCCCAGUCCGGCGGCAGUCAAGACAUUCGUUACCAGGCUGGGUCCCCUGGGCAAGUUCUUGAACGCCAAUGAGAUGAUAGACAUGGUGGACUCCACAAUGCGGGACCGCACCAACGAGAUCGCCACCAUGCUGCGCGACACCAUUGGGAAGAAGUCGGCGCCACUCGGGCAACGCUGUGACGUCUUCAAGCGGACCCAGAGGGGUGUCAACUUGACAGAGCUAAUUAAGAGUGACGUCAACAAGAUAGUCAACGACGGUAUGCUGAGCUGCGUGCCCGACAUGUACCUGAAAAACUGGGCGGAGGACUCGAAGCUCACGUUCACCCCAAUAAAUGUCAUGGCUCAAGCGGCGGUGAAGCAGUCCCAGUUCCAGAAGACCACGGGCGAGGUCGACAUGCAGAAGCUGCCUGGUCGUCUGAUGGGAGCUGUUCCCAGCAGCGCCAUCACGAAGGCCAGCUGGUAA
This is a messenger RNA of Pollicipes pollicipes, 1680 nucleotides long. RefSeq lists its product as uncharacterized. The transcript has 14 exons. The coding region runs from base 199 to 1680 and encodes 493 amino acids. Lineage: Eukaryota; Metazoa; Arthropoda; Thecostraca; Pollicipedomorpha; Pollicipedidae. The record is from RefSeq and is a predicted model, not a curated record.